Molecule: messenger RNA, 1980 nt
Organism: Drosophila bipectinata
Lineage: Eukaryota; Metazoa; Arthropoda; Insecta; Diptera; Drosophilidae
Source: RefSeq, a predicted model, not a curated record
UCUGCAUAGAAAAAGUAAAAUCAUAUAGGUGUUUCUCCUGCCAUUCGGGUAUUUCAGAUAAAAUUUGACAAAAUGUCUGCAAUUAGCAGCCGCAAUCAGAAAAUGGAACAACAGCGCCAGCUGAUGGAGGCCUACAUCCGGCAAAAAAGAGCCUCGCCGGGCAUGGUCCAGGCCAGCGAUCUCCAGAUCAACCGACCGAUGUCCGGGAUGCGGAGUAACAGCCGGGAACUUCACGCCUACGACGGCCCCAUGCAGUUCAUCAGUUCGCCACAAAAUCCAGAUCAAAUACUGAGCAACGGCAGCCCCGGAGGCAUCCCUCCUGCUGCCAUCAACACAAGUCGCAAUCACUCCAACAACAUGCGCAGUCUGAGCACCAUCAACCAGGAGGCCGAUCUCAUCGAGGAGAUAUCCUCGCACGAGCUGGAGGACGAGGAGAGCAGCCCAGUGACUGUCAUCGAGCAGCAGCAUUCCGCCGUGCACAGCGCCAACUCCACGCAAUCCCAGCGGCCGCGACCUCGCCAGCACUCCUUCAGCGACACCCUGGACGAGGACGACUACACCAACCGCAACGUGGCGGCAGCCGCUCCAGUGCGUCCAGCCGGCAUGCCCUCGUCGCCCUACAAAGAGGCGACACUGGACGGGAGCAGCAACGGAACUGGAAAUGGGACAGGAGGAGAGUCCGAAGGCGAUGUGAUUGGCAACAUCGAUCAGUUUGUGAUGCAACCGGCUCCCCAGGGCGUGCUCUACAAAUGCAGAAUCACUCGCGACCGGAAAGGCAUGGACAGGGGCCUGUUCCCCAUUUAUUAUCUGCAUCUCGAGCGGGACUACGGAAAGAAAAUCUUUUUACUAGGAGGACGCAAACGAAAGAAGAGCAAGACAUCCAACUACAUAGUCAGCUGCGAUCCUACGGAUCUAUCUCGGAAUGCGGAUGGCUUCUGCGGCAAACUCCGCUCCAAUGUAUUCGGCACAUCCUUCACGGUCUUCGACAAUGGGAACAAGGAGAGCACGGAGAGUCCUCGUCUCGACUUGGCUGUUAUUAUUUACGACACCAACAUUCUGGGAUUCAAGGGACCCCGCAACAUGACUGUGAUACUGCCGGGCAUGACUGAGGAUGAUCAGCGUGUCAAGAUCAGUUCUGCGGAUCCCAAACAGCAGGGCAUACUGGACCUCUGGAAAAUGAAGAAUAUGGACAACAUCGUGGAGCUGCACAACAAGACGCCCGUGUGGAACGACGAGACCCAGUCCUACGUGCUCAACUUUCAUGGACGCGUCACCCAGGCGUCGGUGAAAAACUUUCAGCUGGUCCACGACUCGGAUCCCGAGUACAUAGUGAUGCAAUUCGGAAGGACUUCGGAGGACGUGUUCACUAUGGACUAUCGCUAUCCCCUGUGCGCGAUGCAAGCCUUCGCCAUAGCCCUGAGCAGCUUCGACGGCAAGAUAGCCUGUGAGUGAGCCUGGUCUCCCGCUGUGGAUUACCGGCUCGUCCUGCUGCCUUAUGUACAGCCUCCUGGAAGGUGGAGCUCGCCUCCCAGGCCAGAGAUUAUUUGGAUAUAUGUGUAUGUAGUCGCGGAAAUCUAGUCACUCGCCGAACUCCGCUGCCAACUGGCGGCGGGUAUCGGAACGACAUCGUUGUUGUUACUGUAGGUACUUGUAUGGUAGCUCUAAUUGUAUGACAUUUAUUCAAAAUGUGCUCACCGAUUUUGUAAUUAUUUACCUAGGACUUACGUAGGUCGAACAACUUUGUAAAUCUUAAUGUGCCCUAGCCGUAAGUUGGAUUGUAAGAGAAAGGAAUAUCAAAUCUACAGAUCGAAUAUUAUGUAAACUAUAUCAAAUGGAAUUACUAUUAGUCGGUAAGAGAGCAUUACUAACUUGUGUUGAGCUCUCAACUAAAAUAGGCAGCUAAUCAUUAUUUUUCAUCUUAUGAUUAAAUACAUUUAUUUAUGUAUUUACGUCUCAAUAUCACGCAAAUGCAAAUCAAAU